Molecule: messenger RNA, 1264 nt
Organism: Fomitopsis serialis
Lineage: Eukaryota; Fungi; Basidiomycota; Agaricomycetes; Polyporales; Fomitopsidaceae
Product: polygalacturonase
Exons: 18
Coding region: 151-1059 (302 amino acids)
Biological process (GO): pectin catabolic process
Cellular component (GO): extracellular region
Molecular function (GO): polygalacturonase activity
Source: RefSeq, a predicted model, not a curated record
CCAGCAGGUUGCAUUUCUCGGAGCAUAUAAGGUCGAGUUCAUGUCGAGUUCACAGCGCUGUCCCAUUCUGUGGAGGCAGCGUCAGAUCUCUCGGGUUGCCCGAGCGUCGAGAUUGCAUCCUUCACGGUUCCCAACGACACUAAGGUCACAAUGAGUUUCGCGGAAGGAGCAACAGUGACCAUGACUGGCGAGGUCACGUUCGCGAGUACAGUCGCUUCCGGUCCUCUCCUUACAUUCGAGGGGACAAACGUCGACUUCAAUGGUAACGGCAUGAUGUUCAACGGAAACGGCGCGGACUACUGGGACGGACUGGGCACGAAUGGGGGGAAGCCAAAGCCACACCCUUUCAUACAGAUCAAGGCCUCCGGUACGUUUGAGAACUUCGUGGCGUACAAUACUCCUGCGCAAGCCAUCAGCGUACAACCGGCUGCCAAUGCGGGCCCGUUAACUAUCACUGGCGUAUACGUGAACAACGCAGCAGGCGACGCGGGCGAGCUGGGUCAUAACACCGAUGGCUUCGACGUCCGCGGAACAGACAUCACGAUUCAGAACUGCAUGGUGCAGAACCAGGAUGAUUGUGUCGCCAUCAACGACGGGUCAAAUAUACUCUUCCAAAACAAUGUCUGCUCCGGGGGUCAUGGGAUGUCCAUCGGUUCUAUUGCGACCGGAGACUUCGUCACAGGUGUGGUUUUCAGCCACAACACGGUCUCUAACUCGAUGUAUGGCACCCGCGUGAAGGCCCAGAGUGCAGCAACAAGUGGUGCUGUUAGCAAUGUGACGUGGACCGGGAACACCAUAUCCGGAGCCGCGAAAUAUGGCGUUCUCAUCACCCAGUCCUAUCCCGACGACGACGGUACACCGGGGGUAGAUACACCGUUCAGCGACGUGAAGUUUGUAGGUGAUCCCACUAGCGUUACUGUGGUCGAGAGUGGCCACAGAAUAACCGUCGAUUGCGGCAACUGCGCUGGGACAUGGGACUUCUCUGGACUCACAGUAGGCGGCGGUCUUCCAGGAACAAUCGCAUCUGGCAACGCGACGAUUCAAGGCGGCUCAUAUUGAGUGUCAUGGUAUCCAGAUACCGGCAGAUGUUACUUAUGUACACGAGCGCAGAAUCUCCGGACAUGUACCCGAGUCCCGACAGAUAACCCAUUGACAACAUUCUUUGUAUGCCUGUGAGGACAAAUGCACCGUGGACAUCAUUCACACAGUACCUACUAGCUCUUGUCAACAUGGUUCGAUUGUCGUUGAGCGAAUGAAGAUGAUG